Messenger RNA from Gadus morhua (Atlantic cod), 1458 nucleotides. It is a transcript of the gene atf2, whose product is annotated as activating transcription factor 2. Bases 267 to 827 code for a protein of 186 amino acids. The transcript has 7 exons. The record is from RefSeq and is a predicted model, not a curated record. Lineage: Eukaryota; Metazoa; Chordata; Actinopteri; Gadiformes; Gadidae.
UCUGAUACAUGUAUGGCAUAUAGGAAUGAAUGCCAGUUAACUAUCUUGCCUAAGGUAAUACUGUUUGGUUGAAAGAAAAAAUCCAUUUAUCAUAAGUCAGCGCUAGUAAGCCGGAAGCAUAAGAAUGAAUGAAGUCUCCCCUAUCAAUGACGUCACCCUAUCGUCCACGGAAAGGCUUCGGCACCUCUCGCGGUAUUUCCCCGCAGAUGGGAUUUUGAAAUCAAGGGCUGUGCCUGUGGGGGUUGAUUAAACAGAGAUUUCUUACUAUGAGUGAUGAUAAACCCUUCCUAUGCACGGCUCCUGGGUGUGGCCAGAGAUUUACAAAUGAAGACCACCUGGCUGUGCAUAAACACAAACAUGAGAUGACCCUCAAGUUUGGUCCAGCAAGGAACGACAGUGUCCUUGUUGCUGACCAAACCCCAACACCCACACGCUUCCUUAAGAACUGCGAGGAAGUGGGUCUCUUCAACGAGUUGGCCAGCCCUUACGAACAUGACUUCAAGAAAGCUUCAGAUUAUGACAUUAAAAAGAUGCCGUUGGAUUUGUCACCACUGGCCACACCGAUAAUGCGAAGCAAAAUGGAGGACAACACAGGCAUGGAGGUACACAGAGUCAGUCCUCUGCCCCAUCCUGAGUCCACCACUAAUGAUGACCAGGAAUUAUCCUUGCAGUCAACACCCACUAUAGUGCAUCCGGCCUCCCUCCACGUCCCCAAUAUACUGCUAGCAACGUCAGACGCUAAUGUUGUCACACAGCAAGCGCUCCCUUCGCCAACCUCUAGCUCUGUUAUUACGCCCGUCCCCUCCAGUAAUAGGCCUGUAGUGUAAGUAACUCAACGUCACGUUCUAAACUUCAUCGAUGCAUUAUCCGCUUAUUUCAGUGAUGUCUUUUUUUUUUUGCUUUUAUUUUGUGCGAUUUUGCUUUUUGUUGUGAUCCUUAUUUCACAUGGCAUAUCAGUGUGUCGUGUCGCUGUUUGUUUGCAUUCACGUCUGAUUUCGUUAUCUAUUAUUUGCGUAUCUGAGUGACAUCGAAAAUAUCAGUAGGCCUGUGUAGGCGGAGUAGUAUCAGUACUGCAUGAACCAUGUAUAUAAUGCUAGUCUCAUUUUUCUUUAGCUAAAAGUUCAUUUUUUAAAGUGUUACAUGAUGUAGUCAAUGUAGACGUCAUUUCAAACCACAGUGCUGAAUGUUCGUAAAAUGUUGUUUUGUCGAUCGACAUUUCCUUUCAAUACUGCGUAGUUGGACUCUCUCUCUUCUCUCCUCAGUCCAGCUCCGUUCCCUCUGCUCCUUCAGCUGAACCGCUCCCAGACCCGGCCCGCGGCCGUCCCAGCGCCGGUCACAUGCUCCACCUUACACAUCCCCGCUACCGGCCCGACUGUCAGGCCUGUCACCAUCGUGCGUAAUGUCCCAGGGAUCCCAGGACCCCACUCGCCGCAGCUCGUCCAAUCAGAAGCCAAGCUG